This is a messenger RNA of Acanthosepion pharaonis, 1104 nucleotides long. Lineage: Eukaryota; Metazoa; Mollusca; Cephalopoda; Sepiida; Sepiidae. The record is from the annotation of a GenBank genome assembly.
AUGAGUUGCUUAGUAAUCGAUAUGUCUUCAAAAUACGAUCGUCGAGCUGAUAUUGUGGAGAGCCUUCGCUCCGGCCACAAAGCCAAGGAAAUCAUUGAAUGGUUCAAAUACCCUAAAACCAUGUUCUAUGAUUUUGCAAAGGCAUAUGGGGCCUCAGACGAUAAGGACAAUUUGAGGCCAGAAUGCAAGACCCAUAAGAAACAGUCUGGCGCCACCAGGACACCCGAGUUCGUCGCCGACGUUGUCAAAGAGAACCCAAGAAAAAGCAUGCGGAAAAUUGCCAAAGAAAUGAGCAUCAACAGGCGAACAAUUGGACGUAUUAUCACGGAGGACUUGAAUUAUAAAUCUUAUGUGCUCAAACGGCGCCAAUUGCCUACCGUACCACUAGUCGCCCGACUUACGGUCCCCAACCUCUCUCAUUGCCAGACUGCAAUAUUCUCGACUAUUUUGUGUGUAAAGUUUUCAAGGCAGUCAUUAGGGACACCAUGGCAAAUAUGGACACUGAUGCCGUCGCCAAAGCCUGCUCCAGCUUCCUGUCCCGCCAGGAGAAAGUGGUGGCCACCAUGUGUGCGGCAGAUAAAUCCGGAUUUUUUACGUGGCAACAGCGCUGUGACGUCAUCGAGGUUGAUAUGCCAUAAACCAAACCAAACCAAACCAAACUCUGUUCAUAUCUUUCUCUCUGUCUCCCUCUGGUCAUAUCUCUCUCUCUCUCUCUCUCUCCCUCUGUUCAUAUCUCUCUCUCCUGUCUCUCUCCAUAUCUCUCUCCCUGCGUCCGUCUGUUCACAUCACUCUCCCUGUCUCCCUCCAUAUCUCUGUCUCCCUCCAUAUAUCUCUCUCCCUGUCUCCCUCCGUUCACCUCUCUCUCCCUCCCUGUCUCCCUCCGUUCACCUCUCUCUCCCUCCCUGUCUCCCUCUGUCCAUCUCUCCCUCCCUGUCUCCCUCUGUCCACCUCUCUCUCCCUGUCUCCCUCCGUCCACCUCUCUCUCCCUGUCUCCCUCCGUCCACCUCUCUCUUCGUUUACAUCUUUCUAUAUCUAUUCAUAUCUAUCUAUCUAUAUAUUAUAUAUUCAUAUCUAUGUAUCAAUAAUAUCUAUGUCUAUUCAUAG